UAUUUUUUUGUGAUCACAAUUCACAUACUACAUGUAGCAAACAUAAGCAUAACUUGUUAUUUGGAAUUUGUAUGUGUGUGUUGAGAACUAAGCAACGAGUUUACAAAUAAUAUAUUCACAUUCACCAUCAUAGAUUUAAAAUUGUAUUGAAUUUUUAGAAAUAAGAAGUUUAUUUGUUUAUUAAUUGUAUGUACUUGCUUUAAUGUUUUUCAUCUUGGACAAUAGUUUCGAAGUUGUAUACUGAAGAACAGUGUUCCGUGACUAUAAAAUAUCUUAAAAAUAUAGUCUUUACCAUAACUAGAGAAUAUAAUUCACUAGAAAAUCUUCUAUAAAGUUUGUGAAAGGACGCUAGGAAGUAGGGCAAAUAAAAGUGUAAACAAAGUGCCGGUCAUAUAGUAAGUUCUAGAUGCCCGUGCAUAUUUCUCAUAGCGAUAAUGGGUAUUAGUGUUUGAGAUCAUGGAAAGAUUGUCUCAUGACUUAAACCUGGCGCUGGAAGAGAGUAAUUGUGGCAGACAGGAGAGACGGAAACUGGGACUGCGAAGACGUACGAGGUCCGCUGGGAACUUGCCAGCUGCUGUAACAGUAAGUCUGGUCGAAGAUGGCAGUUCAAGCAGUCCCCCACAAGCUCCACUCAUCACUCAACCUCUCUCCGACUCUGAUGAUCCACAUCUCAGCAUACACAAGUCUACCAACCUGAAGAGUAGACACUACUGUCAGAUUGGCAACAUUGAAUCUGAUUCAUUCAAUGAAAAUUUCUCACCGACCCGUCCAGCGAAUGCCAGAAGGAAACGGAAGUAUAAGAAAAUGCCAGUUGAAUAUACCGAUGGGAAAUGCUCACCACCGAUUGAAAUAUUAAGCAUUGCUACCGAGCCUAAUGCCUUGCCAGUGACAAUUACUUUACAGUCACAAGGAGCAUCUCUUGGUCACUGUAAAAAACAGGAAAGGAACGCUUUUUGUGGUAAACGAAAAUGGUCACACAGAGACAAAGGUGACGGCUGUGAGAUGCGGGAGAGGUCGUUUAGUGGGGGAUGUUCGUCGAAAUCGGCGUUUUUCAAGAACGACAUUAAAUCAAAGAAACAUGACACAGAGAAAAAGAAAAAGGAAUCUGUCCUUCAACCAGGGAAAAUCAUACUCAAGUCACAAAACAGCGAAGAAGUGAAACCAUCAUUCUCCAGCACUCACUCACUACCUGGCAGUUCAAGUUUCAACUUUGUAUACAAGAAUCUAUCAAAGAACGGUACACCCACGCUAUCCAAACACUCUGGUUAUAGAAUAAUCACAGACCUGCCGCCAUUUUUCAGUCCAUCCACCAGCACAGGAAAAAAUAGCUUUGAUAGCAAAUAUUACAGGAAGAUUAAAAUACUGAAUAAGUCCCAUCCACCGAACACAUUACGGAACCCGUUGAAUUUCGAUGACUCCGCUGUAAUGGAUAUUGGUAAUGAGAGCAGUUCGUUGAGCAGUAGCGAUUCUGAUGGUGUUGUGACAAACGAUAGCGACAGGGAGGGAGACGACGAACUGACAGACUGGCCUGGAAUAGAAGAGCUGAAGGUCUUCAACAAGAGCCUCACCUUCAAAUCAUCAAAAUCUGUGAACAAUAAUUGCACUAAAUCCGUGAGUACUAUGCCACCGCCCAAAAGACUGAAGAAAGAGGGUAUAGGAUGGUCCAGUUCAAAGAAUAGGUUCAAAAAGAAAAGAGCCAAAGUCGAUUCCGGUAACGACGACGACACUUUGAUGUCCGAUUCGAAAACAGUCAUAGAUCUGGAGGACGAGGUUGAAAUCAAGGAAAUACUUCCGCAUGCAUCGUUUUCCACAUUCAGCGAUAUUAUCAACGCCGGCGCUUCGGGCAAGAACGCCGAUGGGAAAUUUCUUCAAUCCUUUCAGGCGUUCCAGGAGAAAACUUGCAAGGAGGACAUCAACCAGACCGCGGUUACGAAUUUCACUCUACAGAAAACGUCGUCAAGCGAUUUGAACUUGAGCGAGAAGUCUCCGCAGAGUGAUUAUUAUUACAGUGAGCAGUCAAUGGGAAACGUAGCUGAAGUGAGGGAAAUAAGGGCUGGUUGCAGGCGAAUACGGGAAGAAAGACCUGGUUUCCUCAUACUGAGUGCUGCAAACGAGCAAUUGUCCAGGUUCCUGCAGGAUUCAUGCCAAACGGAACUGAAGCUGGCCAGUCUUAAUGACCCCCUGGAGAAAGGGAAAUUGGAGUCGCUGGCAAAAUUAUACUCACUAGAACUUCAAGUUGAUAUGGGAAAACCAAUCUUGAGGAAGACUAGUAAUACAAUGCAAGCCAUCAGAGUGGAGCACCAUUCCCAUCAUAUAUUUCCGUCAGAUCACAAAAGACGUUGUUAUGGGGAGGAAGUGGACUCAAGUCUGAGCGACCAGAAUUCUGUGAAUUCAGUCAAUGAAUUGGACGAUACUACACCAGAGGUCAAGCUCUGUGAUAUCACACAGGAUUUAGAGGAGCAAUUCAAUUACGCCCAAGUUGAUAAAUCCUUACUGCAUCCAGGAGAAUUAGAUUGAUUUAGUGCUUAACAACUAUUCAUGUACCGACCAGGUAUAGCGUAUAUGAGAAUUAUUCCUGUAGAAUUUAUAUAUUCGGAACAGUUCUUUUUGAAAUUAAUAAAAUCCUAUAGUGUAAAAGUUAAUUGUUAUCGUAAGUUUUGAACUUGCUUGGAGAAUCAUGAUUUUAUGCCAAUUUUUCAGAUGUGACAAUUUUUAAAAUUAAUGAAUAAAAAUACUUAAGUUUCUUAAAUUGAUCUCUUAUAUGUAACGAGAUGUUAAAACAUAAAAUGCAAAAUAAAUAUUGUAUAUAAUCCAAUCAAAA
This is a messenger RNA of Danaus plexippus (monarch butterfly), 2821 nucleotides long. RefSeq lists its product as uncharacterized. The transcript is spliced from 5 exons. The record is from RefSeq and is a predicted model, not a curated record. Bases 457 to 2517 code for a protein of 686 amino acids. Lineage: Eukaryota; Metazoa; Arthropoda; Insecta; Lepidoptera; Nymphalidae.